This is a messenger RNA of Lingula anatina, 2146 nucleotides long. RefSeq lists its product as uncharacterized. Lineage: Eukaryota; Metazoa; Brachiopoda; Lingulata; Lingulida; Lingulidae. The record is from RefSeq and is a predicted model, not a curated record. Gene Ontology annotation, biological process: regulation of apoptotic process.
AAUCAAUUCAUGGGGAAAAUCCACGACAAUUGCCUGUGUGUAUAUCGUUAAGAUUGUACUUUGCACAUUGAAGACGACAUCUACAAGAUCAAUUCACGAAUGCAACUUUGUUAUGCAACGCUUAUUCAAGGCAGUGUUGACAUGAAGAUGGGUGACAACAUAAUCAUAAUAAGGCUUCAAAUUUAAAAUAAAUUAGUUCAUUAAAAGAUCGGAUAGACUUGCUGUGACUAUAUUGUAUCAGAACUCAUUUGUUUUAGACUUAAAGGCAAACCAUUUUGAGGACUCUAUCAAAGCCCCAGAAAAGAAGGUAAAGAAGCACAGACUACUCAGCUACGGAAACACACUCGGAAAAGGAAUUCGAUAAAACAGAGACGAUAAUAGUACCAUUACAAACUGCAAACGUUACCACAAAUAAACUGAGAGACAGUGUCUUAAACACGUACAUGUGGAGCAAGUUCAUCUCGUUAAGCGGGAAAAUGAUCCAUUCCUUCACCCGCCCCGCUUCUCGACAGAAAGCAACACUUCCACACUGUUCAAAGUGGAAUAAAAGCAACAAAGACAUGGAUAAACAAUUUUCUAGCGAAGCAGAAAAAUACCAGAGUAUCAUCCAAGACAACAAAUCUUUGUUGGUAAAAAAUAUCAUCCUGACUCCUGAAUUCUUCGAGGUCAUGGUCCGACACAAGAUGAUAACGAAUUCCAUGGUGGGCGACAUAAAGAGCAAAGAAACUCGUGAAAAACAAAACGCUCGUUUCCUGGAAGUGUACCCACUGAGAACGGCACACAUGUAUACCACGUUAUGCGACACGCUACAAAUGACAGGCCACGCGCUGUUGGCAGAUCACCUGAGAGACGAGGCUGCAGAUCCAAAAAGUCAGAAAGAGGACAAGGAUCUAUACCGCCUUAUACCCACUCUUCAAACAGGCCUCGAUUCUCGGGAGAUAUGCACUCUUCACGCAUACAUAGCGCAAAAGGUAAAGGAGGCAGUGCACAAACAAGACUGGAAAAAUGGCGCUACUGAUAAGCAGAAGGCAAUGGAUGCCAAGAGGCAACAGAUAGAACAAGCCGGAGAUUUCAAGGAAAAACUGACCGAGAAAGAAAAGCAGUUGUCAGAGAUGCGAAUGCAGCUAGAAACUCUCAAGCAAGAAUGUAAAGGCAAAGACUCGCAAAUAAGCAAUCUUCAGGGCCUCAUGCAAAAGGCUACAUCCGAGCUCAAGGAAGAAUACAAAAAGCAAGUUAAAUUCUCUAUUUCAACCAAUUCCGAUAACAAGCGACUACAAGAAAGGUUGAAUAUGUUUAAUCAGGAAAUCCGGCAAAUGAAUAUUCAAGCACGAGAAUGUCUACUUGAGGUUGCGGAUGAUGGUAUUGCCACAAAAGAAACAAUAAGAACCGAUCCCGACAACAUCAAAGUCAGUUGUCUUGAAAAUAAUAUUGAGAGAUUAAUCGAUAAAAUACGUGAGCUCAAAGCAAAAAUGGAAAAUAUAAGGGUAUUCUAUGAGGAAGAUAGGAAAGGCACUCUAAAAACCUUAAACGUCCCUGAUACUAUACAGUCAGCUCAUGAUGCGGCAGAUUUAUUUGUACGGAGAGUAGAAAGUGAAUCAAAAGCUCUAAUGAAAGAGAUAUUCCAACUGAGUGACAUGUUGUUUGUUGAUGAAAUAGGCAUAGCUGGCGCAUCACAAAGGAGUCUCAGAAACGAAACUGCCCCUCCCAUGGAGAAAACGAAAGUGGAAAUCGGCAUCAUUCGUGACCAGAUUCAGCAUUUGAUGAAUGUUAUUUCAUCACACACUCGGGAAAUCCAGCAGCAUGAAAUAACUAAACAUAAUCUGGAAAGUCAAGUAAGACAACUGGGCGAGGCGAAUACCGAACUGGAGCUUAAGUUAAAGGAACAAAAUCAGACUGUAAAGACACUUAAUCAAGAGAUGGGAAUUCUACACCGAGAGAAUACAGAAGGUCCAGCACAUAACUGUGAUAAGGAGGCUGUCAAGCUGCCGCCUUUACAGAAAGUCGUCAAACGUCAGCCUGCUGUAAGACACACAAAUGUACAGAAUGUGAGCCUUUUUGAUGAAGGAAUCAUACACGCAAGGAGGGGUGGAUUUAGAGGAUCAAAAAAGGGUUUUCACAAAUCUACCUUUUAAAAUGCUUAAAUUGU